Marchantia polymorpha subsp. ruderalis is the source of this 2289-nucleotide messenger RNA. The record is from the annotation of a GenBank genome assembly. Lineage: Eukaryota; Viridiplantae; Streptophyta; Marchantiopsida; Marchantiales; Marchantiaceae.
GAGGGAGAGAGUGAGCAAUUUAGUGCCCUUGUUCGCAAGGCAUGUCGAGGGGAAGGCUCGUCACGAAUCUGCCCUAAACUCAUCGGGGUCCAGCGUUUUGGGGGCUUUCUUCUGCAUUUGUCCUGCCCUGAGCUCGCCCGGUUUCUUUUCUCUCGACUCGUUCGAGUCUCAGCUCGAUCUCUGCGAGCGACGAGUUUUUUUCGACUGCGAUCGAACGCUCGUCAAGAUGACGGUCACCGAUUGCCGCAUGUAUGAGGCCAAGUAUCCCGAAGUGGAUGAUGUGGUCAUGGUUCAGGUGAAGAACAUUGCGGAGAUGGGAGCAUAUGUGGCUUUGUUGGAGUACAACAACAUCGAGGGAAUGAUUCUUUUGUCGGAAUUGUCCCGACGUCGUAUCAGAAGUAUCAGUAGCCUCAUCAAAGUCGGUCGUCAGGAACCCGUUAUGGUUCUGAGGGUGGACAGAGACAAGGGAUACAUCGAUCUGAGCAAGCGCAGGGUUUCAGAGGAGGAUGUCGCUGGGUGUGAUGAACGUUACAACAAAAGUAAGCUUGUUCACUCCAUAAUGCGUCACGUCGCUGAAACCAUGGAAGCAGAUCUCGAGGAUCUGUACGCACACGUUGCAUGGCCUCUUUACCGGAAAUAUGGCCACGCCUUUGAGGCAUUUAAGUUGAUUGUCACAGACCCAGAUUCCGUAUUGAAUACUCUGACGAAGGAAGUCAAGGAAACAAAAGAAGACGGAACUGAGGCUACGAAGACAGUGCCUGCAAUGAGUGAGGAAGUGAAGGAUGCUCUCGUGAAGAACAUCAGGAGGAGGAUGACCCCACAGCCUCUGAAGAUUCGUGCAGAUAUUGAGUUGAAGUGCUUCCAGUUCGAUGGUGUACUGCACAUCAUGGAAGCCAUGAGGAAAGCCGAGGGAGAAGGUACUGAAGAGUGCCCUGUGAAGAUCAAACUUGUUGCACCCCCAUUAUACGUGCUCACGACACAAACUCUAGACAAGGAUCUUGGUAUAUCAGUGCUCGAGAACGCAAUUAAGGCCUGCACGAAGGAGAUUGAGAAGCACAAAGGAAAGCUGACUGUGAAGGAGGCGCCGCGUGCGGUGAGUGAGAGAGAUGACAGGCUUCUGGCUGAAACAAUGCGCAAACUUGAUGAAGCGAAUGCGGAAGUCGAUGGCGAUAGGGAUUCGGAAGACGAGGAGGAAAUGGGCAUGGGUGAAGUGGACGUUGAGGGUGGAGCAGGAAUCCAGGAGCAAUGAUUUGUUAGAUUGGACUGGAAUAUUUAGAAUUCCGUAGGUUAGAGAGACAGCAUGUUUUCACCUCAGUAUUGUGACCGCUGAGAAUAGCAGGUGAGAACCACCAGCGUGAUUGUACUUAAGGCACUUGACAUUAGGGUAGGUUGGCGAAGCGGCGGUAGGUCGCCUCUGGGGAUUUGUAUGCUGUGGAGUUUAUUUACACAUCAGCUUAGGUGGGUGGAAAGCCUAGUCGCCGAAGCUAUAUCAAGGUGGAUAUAAUUUCUCUCAAAUUCGAGACCUGCUAAAGUUGCUGAGUGCCAGAGGCAGAUGUAUCUGAGUCGCACUGCAAGAGAAAGUAAACUCGAGAAGUUUUGUAGAAUCAGGUCAAAUUGCCAGAUCUUAAAUAGAUGUGUCGAUAUCAAUCAGACCGGUGCUUGAGCUCGUACUCGUGUGCAACGGAGCCGGUCUCUCAUCUGGAGUAGCUUGUUCAGCUGUAGGUUGAGAGGUGGUCGUACUUGUGGCAGAAGUUGUCUUCAAGGAUCACUCGGAAGAGUGAAAGUUGUUUUUACCCUCUAUGCCGCUCACGCUUAGGCUUCUACUAGUAGCCAAAGUUCUCGGACUUCUGUAAAUUAUCUACCGCCGGCAGGCAGGCGGAGGAGGUCCGGGACUAGAACUCUUCUACUUCUGUCUUUCGUUUAUUAAUUCCAUCGCCUGCCCACGCAUCUUGGUUCGAUCGACCCACGUCGCAUAUAGUGUUCAGUGGGCUUGUUGGUGUACUUCAAUCUGGUAUAGUCAUCCACGCAGCAAUGUGUUCAGUUCUUGGACCAGAUGUUUUCUGGAAGUAGAUCUGGAGCACCAAUAGAACAUUGAAGGGAAACUCUUAUCCCGAGCUCUGAAGAUCGACAUCUAAUCAGUUAUAAAGUAUCGGGAUGUUUUCCGUUUGUUCUCUUUCCAUUAGCUGUUUGGAAAAGAACUGAAUGUGGCUGGACAUGGAUCCUCGAUAUUUACAGGAACUUCGUCCCACUCAUUUCUUCGGUUGAUAGACAAUUAUCACCACUCUUCAA